This is a messenger RNA of Bemisia tabaci, 1707 nucleotides long. Its product is annotated as cytochrome b5-related protein. Gene Ontology annotation, biological process: lipid metabolic process. The record is from RefSeq and is a predicted model, not a curated record. Gene Ontology annotation, molecular function: heme binding. Lineage: Eukaryota; Metazoa; Arthropoda; Insecta; Hemiptera; Aleyrodidae.
GUGAUAAGACAUUUUCAAACAUCCUUUACAAAAAACAGAAUCGCAUUGCGCAUUGUGAGAUUGUUUUAGUGUCUCAAAGGUAAUUGGUGAAAUUUUGUCAGAAUUUUGCGAUCAUCGGGGCGAAACUGUUCCGUUUGAGGCCGGGCAUAGUUCUUUUCUCACGGGAGAUGCCGGUUAAUGGUAGGGAUUUUGGUUUAGGAAGUCUCCCAAAUAUGCCUCCUUUCGAGAGAAGCUGGCCAGAACUGAAACACCCGUCUUACAGGAAGAGGAAUUUAAUUUCGACAGAAAAUUGGCUCCAUGACAAACAGACUGACGAUGGGGCAGAGGGGCUUUGGCGCAUCCACGAUAAAUUAUACGAUCUUCAUGGGUUCAUGGAGAAACAUCCAGGUGGAGCUCAGUGGCUGGAGAUAACCAAGGGCACUGACUGCACCGAGUCAUUCGAAUCCCAUCACCUGGGCGGCAAAGCGGAGGCGAUCCUACCCAAGUACUUCGCGAGAGAAGCCUCUGCCCCGCGCAACUCGCCGUACACUUUCCACGACGAUGGGUUCUACCGUACACUCAAGAAGCGGGUGAGCAAGACACUGGAGACCCUCCCUAAAGAGGACAUCAAAAUCCGAUCAAAAAUCAUUAUGGAUUCCCUCGUCCUGACUUCACUGUCCCUGGCCGUCAUGGCCGCCCAUUGGAGCAGCUACAGGACCGCCGCACUCUCUGGUGUCUUCCUCGCUUUUGCUGCCAUAUGCAGCCACAACUUCUUCCACCAGAAGGAUAACUGGCGGAUGUAUUAUUUUAAUCUCAGUCUCAUGUCUGUCAGGGAUUGGAGAAUAUCUCAUGUGCUGAGUCACCAUCCAUUCACAAACACACUGCAAGACCUAGAGAUCACUUCGUACGAACCGUUUUUCAAUUAUCUUCCUGACCCGGAAAAGAGUUGGGCUGUUCGUUACCUCUCAUGGAUAUACUGGCCUUUGGUUCACGGUACAAUUUUUCACACGCAAGUUAUUCACAGAUUCAUUCACAACACUUUCACGUGGCCGGACGUGCUGGGUUUGAUAAUCCCUGUUUUACUGUGCAUUGCUAACGGAGGUUACAUACUCUCCGGAGUUCUCAUGUGGACGUGGCUGAUUUUGGUCAGCAGUUUCGUUUUCGGAGCCAUCGACAUCGUUUCGGCCCAUCACCACCCGAAACUCUUCCACGAGGGUGACGCACCAAGACACGACCGCGAUUGGGGAUUGGCACAAAUUGAUGCGGCAAGAGAUCGACAGGAAUUCACGGGGAUCCUACCUCUGGUUCUGAUCGCUUUCGGAGACCACACUCUCCACCACCUGUUCCCGACUGUGGACCACAGCAUCCUCAAGUAUCUGUAUCCUGUCGUCAUGGACACCUGCAAGGACUUCGGUUUCGACUUCAAAAUGACGAGCACAUUCGAUUUGGCAAUUGGUCAAUUUCGUCAGCUAGCCCGCAACAAGCCCAACACGACCCCCCCACGGUGAUUGGACUGUUAGACAGAGUCAUGGACGUAGUUAUUAAGGGAAGACUGCGGACUGCGACUGCCCCCCCCCCUAGAAUUUGAAAUAGUAUCAUUUGUCCCCUCCGUAAAUUUUGGACUUCAAAUUUAAUCUAAAUUUCUUUGCUCCCAAUGCAAAUUGAGAAAAAAAGAAGAGACAAAUUUAAUAAAGUCACAAUAUGCACAAAAUGUUUAAAAAUUUUCGA